Messenger RNA from Linum trigynum, 3519 nucleotides. The record is from the annotation of a GenBank genome assembly. Lineage: Eukaryota; Viridiplantae; Streptophyta; Magnoliopsida; Malpighiales; Linaceae.
CUCACACGGCCGUGGGGGUCGUGGCCGCGUAGGAAGCCGUAAGUCACUUAACGAAACGCCGCGUUUUGCAAAGCCACACGAGCAGCUGGGGGAGUACACGGCCGUGUGACAUGGUCAUGUGAGUCGGGAUUUUCUGGUUUUAAGCCAAUUUCCAGCCAAAAGUGAGGGGGAUUCGAGUUUUAGAGAGACAGAGCGAUUCCUAGAGAGAGAAAGCGACGAACAAGAGUUCCCAAGUGCCCUAGCUUGAUCUUCAUCACCAUUGGAGCCCGGCUUGAGCUUGGAGAAGUGCCGAUCGACAACCAGGAGCAGAAAUCCAUCCUUCACAGUAUGGUUUCCGCAUCUGAAUCUGCUUUUGCUUCUUUCUCCAUGGAGUAGUUCUCCCAUUCAUCUGGGUAUGGAGAACCCUAGAUUUUUAUGUUAGGUCUGAUUGUAUGAAACCAAGUACAGAUUCUAUGAUUUGAUUUUAUUCAAUUGAGGUUUGAAUGAUUCGAUGGCAUGAAUCCUGAUCAAAUUCCUAUUGUUUCUGCUUUAACCUAGAAAGAAAAUAUCUGCCUAGGUUGAUAGAGCACCCUUAAUUGAAGGUAGUGAAUUGGUGACUUUAGUCGAGGAGCCAGUUCACUAUUCUGUACCUAAGUUACUUCGGUAUAGGAGGUUUUGUUCGUUAGGUCCUCAAUCUGUUUACUGCGGUGGAGGUUAGUCGCCCCCUGGAGACUCAGAUUGAGAGGGUCUGGAGACCUUUAGUCGAGACUUCAGACUAUUUAAGAACCUUCCGCAGUAUAACUAUCAUAGAAACUGAACUUGGUAAUUGCAAUCCGACUUAACUGCAGUCUAGGGGGAGCCAUAUCCGGGUGACCUCUCUCGACUUGAAACAACCGUUUAACUUGCUUUGUGUUUUUGUUAGUUUGAACCUGCACUUAAGUUUUACCGCUAGAUAAUAAGAAUUCACUGAGUAUUCAUCAUAUCUAGGACCCGGGUUGACAUUAAAACCCAAACCCGCUAUACUACGCUUUAGGAAGUGGUUUCACUUGGCCAUUUUCUAGAGUGACAGUAGGAGUGAGUCACUCACGACGGGGGCACGAAUUGUUAUAGAUUCAAGUUCGGCGGGAAAAACAUUGUGCUGAAGCCUUUGUCCCCAGCAUAGGUUCGCGCCGAUCAACAGCAAUUGGCCGCCAAUCGGGCUAAGAAUGGCGAGGAGUUACGAGAAGGGAAGGCCAAGGCGGGAUUUACCAUGGGUCGCUUUAUGUUGACCGCUCUAAGACGCGAAAAGCUCCGGAGAACGAGCCCCACACUCGUACCCUGUUUUCCGACGACGGCAAGGCAGGGCAGGAGAGAGGGGCUAUUGGGUGGCGCUCCUGGGGGCGAUCCGACUUAACCCAAUAAACUUGACGCAUUCCCUCUGACCUAGGGGUCGAUUUAUGCUGACCGCCCUAAAACGCGAGAAGCCUUGACGAACGAGCCCCAGACUCGUUCCCUGUUUUCCGACGAAGCCGAGGCAGGGCAGGAAAGAGGGGCUAUUGGGUGGCGCUCCUGGGGGGCGAUCCGACCCAACCCAAGAAGCCCGACGCGUUCCCUCCGGCCUAAGGAAGCGUUCCCCUCAAUCAAUUGGAGUCGUCUUUGUUUGUUUUGCAGGAUCACAUUCACACUCCAAUCACUCUGCUUGAACUCAAACACCAGCAAGAUAUGCGUGAAUGGGUUGGGGAGUCUGGCGAUGAAUCGGCCGAAGCGGCUGAUGCAGAAUCGUCGAGGGUAGUCCCAGAAAGCUGUAGGAAGCUUCAAAUAGUGUCGCCGAUUGCUGAGGACGAAAUGCCCAAAUUGAAAUUGGCUGACCUGAGCACCAAAAAUUUAAACGCUACGGGUGGCGGGAAAACGAGUGACGUCGAAUUCGCGAUGAAGCCGUAGCUUCAAUGGGUGGAACAAGUUCAGGAGCUCGAUUGGAGGAUGGAAGGAGGUCGUAGAGGCAAUGAGUUGGGAUGGCGACGUUGGAAUCAAGAGUUCCCAAUUCCCAAGUCAAAGAACAGUGCUUGCGUUUUCCAGAAAACGUGGCCUGAGCAGCCGUUUUACGACCCUAUUUGGGUUCAGUUUUGUGAUGAUUUUGAAGGCAGGAAAGAACCAGCUUUAAGGGCAAAGCUUUUAAAAGAGGGAGGGCCUAAUAUGAUCUCAAAAUCCUUCUUCCAUCAUUCUUGGUUGAUUGCUAAAGAAGCUACUCCUACUCACUUGAAGAACAUGAAAUUUUGGCUAAGUCAUGAGACUGUUUCGGGAGGCCUUCUUUACGAGCAUGGUUUGGGCAAUUGCCAUAAUAGAAAUUAUAUUGGAAAGGUUGGAUUGAACCUUGCAAAUUGAUAAACAAAUUGGAAUGUAUGGAUUCUCGAGAGAAGGCCAGGAAGUGGCAUUUUCAAGCUCGACAAAACACUAUGGCAGCACAGGAAAACACUAUGGCAUUUUCAAGCUCGACAAAACACUGUUGCGGGAAGCUCACUUUGAAGCUCAGGAGACGACGAAUGGCUGGGAAUCAGGUUCCAACAUUUAGUUCACACGAAAGCUGGCAUUUUCUAGUACACAAACAAGGCACAAGGUGAUCUAAUCGGAAUUGGGAGAAGUGAGAACGAGGGUCUCCAAGUUGGCAUCAACACCAGUUUGUUACUUGCACUUUAAGUUUCCGCUUUGUGUUAGGAUUGAGAAUGUUUUUGCUUACCUUGUUUGUUUCGGAUUCCUUUUGCAUUCUAGAGUGUUUGUAACCUAUAUUUAAGACCUGCAAACGUAUUGUAUAAAGGCAUUUUUUGAGUUGAAUACAAAAAUUAUAAAAACCUAAACUAAGUCUUGUCGCUAGUUUUUUGUUGAAGAGCUUUGGUCGAGAAAACCAAGCUCGAAUCUGUUCUUGUAUCGAUCAAUACAGCCUUGAUUGUGGGAGAGCUUCGACAUAUACUUCCUCCAGGUGUAGAAUUGCACAAGAGUUCUGUAACACCCUACCCUAUACGUUUUGCCUAAUCAUACUGUUCAUACAAUUGCAGCGGAAUUAAUCUCGGGUGUUACAUUAAUUAUCAAAAUUUACCUAAAUAAAAUUUCGACAUGAAUUACUCGCGUAACAGUUCUUGCAACUUAUCCUGCAAAAUAAUUCAUCACAACCAUAUAUACUAACAACCAUAUACACGGACUUUCAUAGCCAUAGUCACAGUUUCAUACUACACAACUGCAUCCCAAACUUCUACAUACCAUAAUCGUCCCAACUUACACAGUUACACAACAUAUACACAUAUCAUCAAUUUUCCACACCUGUGGAUAUCUCACACUACAUCAGAAGCUAGUAUGCACAUGAAAAACGUUCUCAAAACAUUUUUACAAAAAGGUGUGGAUCACUGGCCAAAAUCCCGAGUAGUCAUCCAAGCACAGAAUAGUUGAGGACCAUACCUCAUCUUGCCUUCAACUCUUGCUCAGCUCCCACCUAUAUACCUAUCUACUGCUGCUGAUGAUCUGCUUACACAUGGCAUAAGCAGAGAAAGAGGAUAAAGAGGGUCAGCUCAU